This is a messenger RNA of Mangifera indica (mango), 1530 nucleotides long. RefSeq names its product stemmadenine O-acetyltransferase-like. Bases 22 to 1374 code for a protein of 450 amino acids. NCBI's taxonomy places the organism in Eukaryota, Viridiplantae, Streptophyta, Magnoliopsida, Sapindales, Anacardiaceae. The transcript has a single exon. The record is from RefSeq and is a predicted model, not a curated record.
AUCAGCUAGAGAGGUGCAACAAUGGAAGUUCAUAUCAUUUCCAGAGAAAAUAUAAAGCCAUCUUCCCCAACCCCUCAACACCUUAAAAUCUUCAAGCUUUCCCUUCUGGAUCAACUUAUCUGUUGUCCAUAUGCUCCGAUCGUCUUCUUCUAUGCGAUGAAUGACUCCACUGCUAGCCAUGAUCUUGACAUCCAAGAAAGAUUGGCCUUGCUAAAGACCUCUUUAUCAGAAACUUUGACUCGAUUUUACCCAUUUGCGGGAAAGAUGAAAGAUGAUCUUUCCAUCGAAUGCAACGAUGAAGGUGCUUAUUAUGUUGAGACUCGGGUUAACUGCUGUGUUGAAGAGUUCCUCAGCCAACCUGACCUCAUGUUGCUGCAUGAAUUCCUUCCUUGCGAUCUCAUUAAUACGAAGGAAUUGGCAACUGCAGGAGCUUGCGUGACUAACAUUCAAAUAAAUGUCUUUGAUUGUGGUGGCAUCGCCGUAGGCGUCUGCAUUUCACAUAGGAUCGUCGAUGGUGCCGCUCUGAGCACGUUUCUCAAAGCAUGGACUUCAACAGUUCGUGGCUGCGACAAAAAAAUAUACCCCAACUUGUUUGCUAAUUCGCAGCUCUUUCCUGCAAAUGAUUUGUGGCUUAGAGACACAGCAAUGGCGACAUGGGGUUGUUUGUUUAUAAAAGGUAAUUGUAUUACAAGGAGAUUUGUUUUCGAUGCUUCAGCAAUAACCACUCUCAAGAACCAGUCCACAAGCUCAACUGUGAAGAAUCCCACAAGGGUUGAAGCAGUUUCAGCUUUCAUAUGGAAGUACACCAUGGCUGCUUCAAAAGACAAAAACGGCUCAUCAUCAAGGCCGUCUUUAUUGACCCACUUAGUGAAUCUUCGUACAAGAAUGGUGCCUCCCAUAUCAGAUUAUUCUACAGGGAACCUCCUUUGGCUAGCAGCUGCCGAAUGCAGCCCGAAUACAUACAACCCAGAAUUGCAUAACUUGGCAGCCAAGAUGAGAAGGGCAAUAUCAAAAUUCGAUGGUGACUUUGUCAAGACGCUAACGAGUACCCAACAAGGCAACGCUGUAAUGUCUGAGUCACUGAAAGAGAUGGCCGAGUUUGGGGCCAAAGAUGAAGUAGAUUAUUUUGGAUUUAGCAGCUGGUGUAAAUUCGGGUUCUAUGAAAACGACUUCGGAUGGGGGAAGCCAGUAUGGGUGAGCAGCGUUGGUUUAAGCAGUCAAGUUUUUAUGAACCUCGUCAUUCUGGUUGAAACGAAAUCUGGUGAUGGCAUGGAAGCUUGGUUGACUUUGGAUGAGAAAGACAUGAAUAUACUUGUAAGCAACCCAGAGUUCCUCAGAUUUGCUUCAGUUGAUCCGAGUCCUUUGCUAAUUUGAUGACUUUGGGUUUGAGUCAAUAUCAAAUUGAAUCUUGUUUAAGUUUGAUUUGGAUUAUAUUUGACCUCAUGUAAGACACAUAUAGAUCUAAAAACCCUUAUGAAUUAGUUGUCUUGGAAACAAAUAAAUCUAUUACUUGAGAAAAAUAUUAGUUAA